Messenger RNA from Sinocyclocheilus rhinocerous, 2252 nucleotides. Its product is annotated as GTPase IMAP family member 8-like. Gene Ontology annotation, molecular function: GTP binding. The record is from RefSeq and is a predicted model, not a curated record. Bases 1 to 2175 code for a protein of 724 amino acids. The transcript has 4 exons. NCBI's taxonomy places the organism in Eukaryota, Metazoa, Chordata, Actinopteri, Cypriniformes, Cyprinidae.
AUGAAGGUUCAGGUCACCCUGACAGAUUUAUUUUAUGAUGCUCAGCAUCUCUCAGAGCUGAGGAUUGUGUUAAUGGGGUAUAAACUUGCUGGUAAGAGUUCAACAGGAAACAGCAUCCUGGGCAGAGAGGAGUUUGACUUGAAGAGAUCUGCUCAUUGUGUGAAGCGAUAUGGAGAAGUAGCAGACAGACACAUCACUGUCAUUGAAGCUCCAGGAUUGUGGAUGGAUGUUCCUGUAGAGUUCAGCUCUGAGUUACUGAAGCAGGAGAUUUUGCUCAGUGUGUCUCUGUGUGUCCCAGGACCACAUGCUGUACUACUGAUCAUACGUGUGGAUAUUGGAUUUAAAGAGAAUGAGAGAAAAGUAUUGCAGGGGCAUCUGGAUCUUCUCGGUGAGAGAGUCUGGAGUCACACUAUAGUGCUGUUCACUCAUGGAGACUCUCUGUUAGACACAUCUAUAGAGCAGCACAUUGAGAGUGAAGGGCAGGAUCUCCAGUGGCUGCUGGACAAAUGUGGGAACAGGUAUCAUGUUCUCAACAAUCAGAACAGGAGUGACCACACUCAGAUCAAGGAGCUGCUGGAGAAGAUUGAGGAGACAGUGGCACAAAACAACAGCUGCCAUUUUGAAAUAGGUAGAACUAUUUUACAGGAGUUGAAAGAGAGAAGAAGAGCAGAGAAAGAGAGAGCAGAAGAACGAAAGAAGAGGAUGAAAAAACAGAGAGAGGACAUUAGAUCACAGAUGAGUGAAACUCAACAUCUCUCAGAGCUGAGGAUUGUGUUAAUGGGGUAUAAACUUGCUGGUAAGAGUUCAACAGGAAACAGCAUCCUGGGCAGAGAGGAGUUUGACUUGAAGAGAUCUGCUCAUUGUGUGAAGCGAUAUGGAGAAGUAGCAGACAGACACAUCACUGUCAUUGAAGCUCCAGGAUUGUGGAUGGAUGUUCCUGUAGAGUUCAGCUCUGAGUUACUGAAGCAGGAGAUUUUGCUCAGUGUGUCUCUGUGUGUCCCAGGACCACAUGCUGUACUACUGAUCAUACGUGUGGAUAUUGGAUUUAAAGAGAAUGAGAGAAAAGUAUUGCAGGGGCAUCUGGAUCUUCUCGGUGAGAGAGUCUGGAGUCACACUAUAGUGCUGUUCACUUAUGGAGACUCUCUGUUAGACACAUCUAUAGAGCAGCACAUUGAGAGUGAAGGGCAGGAUCUCCAGUGGCUGCUGGACAAAUGUGGGAACAGGUAUCAUGUUCUCAACAAUCAGAAAAGGAGUGAUGACACACAGAUCAAGGAGCUGCUGGACAAGAUUGAGGAGACAGUGACACAAAACAACGGCUGCUAUUUUGAAAUAGACAGAAAGAUUUUGCAGGAGAUUAAAGAGAGAAGAAGAGCAGAGGAAAAGAGAGCAGAAGAACGAACGAAGAGGAUGAAAAAACAGAGAAACGACAUCAGAUCACAGAUGAGUGAAGCCCAACAUCUCUCAGAGCUAAGGAUUGUGUUAAUGGGGUAUAGAGCUGCUGGUAAGAGUUCAGCAGGAAACACCAUCCUGGGCAGAGAGGGGUUUGACUUGAAGAGAUCUGCUCAGUGUGUGAAGAGACAUGGAGAAGUAGCAGACAGACACAUCACUGUCAUUGAAGCUCCAGGAUGGUGGAGGAAUUACACUGUAGAGUUCAGCUCUGAGUUACUGAAACAGGAGAUUUUGUUCAGUGUGUCUCUGUGUCCUCCAGGACCACACACUGUACUACUGAUCAUACGUGUGGAUACUAGAUUUAAAGAGAUUCACCGAAAAUCAGUGCAAGGACAUCUGGAUCUUCUCAGUGAGAGAGUCUGGAGUCACACUAUAGUGCUGUUCACCUGUGGAGACUCUCUGUUAGACACAUCUAUAGAGCAGCACAUUGAGAGUGAAGGGCAGGAUCUCCAGUGGCUGCUGGACAAAUGUGGGAACAGGUAUCAUGUUCUCAACAAUCAGAACAGGAGUGACCACACUCAGAUCAAAGAGCUGCUGGAGAAGAUUGAGGAGACAGUGGCACAAAACAACGGAUGCCAUUUUGAAAUAAACAGAAAGCUCUUGCAGGAGAUUAAAGAGAGAAGAAGAGCAGAGGAAGAGAGAGCAGAAGAACGAAUGAAGAGGAUAAAAAAACGAAGAGACAACAUCAGAUCACAGAUGAGUACGUGUAAAUUUACUGAAACUUGAGUCACAACAACAGCUGAACAACCCAAAAAAGAUACUACUGAUAUAUACAUAUAGGCAGAGUGUUUACAAUAUAUAUA